Messenger RNA from Thyridium curvatum, 1014 nucleotides. RefSeq lists its product as uncharacterized. The transcript is spliced from 3 exons. Lineage: Eukaryota; Fungi; Ascomycota; Sordariomycetes; Thyridiales; Thyridiaceae. The record is from RefSeq and is a predicted model, not a curated record. The coding region runs from base 1 to 1014 and encodes 337 amino acids.
AUGCCAGCCCUAUUCCCUAUCAGCUUUGCCGCCAUCGUCGCCCUGGUCGGCAUGACGACCGCUGAUGAUCCCUUCUCGUUCUGCAAAGACAACAAAUGUGAGGACUGCCCAGUGUCGAUCACAAGUAUGGGGACGGGAUUCCCCAACUGUGUGAUCUACAAUAGCGAGGAUGUCUUUGCAAAUCAGAACUUCCCGGGCUCUGUAGGCGGUGGUAUUCAUGCCUUCCUUGACGUCAACGAACCAAAUCCAGGGUGUCGGGUUAUCGUCAAGUCACCGGCGAAUACGGACGAGGUGGGUUGUGGCAAGAUUGUAGCCUCGUUCGCCAUGCCAGUGUGCGCCGUCUUGGACCUUGAGAAGAGCUUCAUGGUCCAGUAUUGUUGCGGUGAGGGGGACUGCCAUGCGGCGGGAGCUCAGAGAUUCAUGUCUGCCAAAUUUAUGAGGAACGAAGCGACCCAGAUGAAAGAAGUAGCGAUCUCUGGGGGCCUCUUCGGCUUUUUGAUCAGCGACCAAAACGGGAACAUUAUCGAACCGGCCCAAGUUGGGCCCCCACCCCAGGUUCGCGAGGCCCGUUCGAGCUCUGAAACAGGCAUUGGUGAAGACUCCUCGUGCGACAAGGACUCUUGGGUUCCCGAUGCUGGCAGAGAAAGCUACAUUCGUCCUGCAGACGGAGCCCAGAGAGUCGCGACAGGAGUCACUGGACCUCAGAAGGUGACCAUAUCGAAGGCGCGUAGCCAGAGUUGGACUACCACUCUAGGCGCCGACUUUGGGUUUUCGGACAUCCUCACCCUCGGAGUUCACUUUGAGACAUCGUUCACAGAGACCAUCACGACCAGCAAGGAGCGGACAUGGGACGUCCCCGCAGGUCAGUCGGGAGAUGUUGGCUUUACGCCAAAACUCCGUUGCUCCACUGGCCACGGCACCUGCAACGGACAGACCGUGUCUGGUGAAGUCUGUACGCCAUACAUGGACGGCGAUGAGCUAGCAGGUGAGUAUAGCGUUAUCGUCACCAGCUAG